This is a messenger RNA of Nymphaea colorata (pocket water lily), 507 nucleotides long. RefSeq names its product auxin transporter-like protein 4. Bases 1 to 507 code for a protein of 168 amino acids. The record is from RefSeq and is a predicted model, not a curated record. The transcript is spliced from 3 exons. Lineage: Eukaryota; Viridiplantae; Streptophyta; Magnoliopsida; Nymphaeales; Nymphaeaceae.
AUGGAAGCAAUGUGGAGACCCAAGAAAUACAAAUAUGCUUACGCCUGUGCCGUGCUUUAUACCUAUUUGUUAACUAUUCCCGACUCUGUUGCUGUCUACUGGGCAUACGGCGACAUUCUUCUUCAUAGAUCCAAUGCCUUUGGGGUGCUUCCUCCAUCAAAAAUGAAAAAUGCUUGCAUUAUUUCUAUGAUUUUGCACCAGUAUGUUGCAUUCCUAUUGAAUGUGAACCCUUUAUUUCUAGCAUGGGAAAAGCUAACCGGUGUUCACUUGAAGAAGUUUGCAUUGAGAGCACUGGUGAGGGUGCCCGUCGUGCUGAUACAAUCAGAAACGGAACAAGCCUGCAGGCGUGUGAUGUUCUUCCUGAGCGCAUUCAUAGCAGUUUGGGUUUUCAUUUUUGGAUUUGGUUUUGGUGGUUGGGCGAGCAUGACCAAAUUUGUGCAGCAGAUUCAGUCAUUUGGUUUCUUUGACAAAUGUUACCAAUGUCCCACAAAGCAUUAUGUGACAUAG